GUGGAAUUUGUUCUGGUCAGUUUUCAGGCUGAAGUGUGCCUGUGCGCCCGCUCUGAGAGCUGCUUUACUUUCUAGGAGAAAGAGGAAGCAGAUCCGCCCUCAGAAGCUGUCUGAAGGCCGAAGAGAGAAAAGAAGCGAGCGACACAGCCCGCAUCGACCCGCAAACUAACGCAGAGGCUCGGAGCUCCUCAGUUGUUGUAUCGUCGGAUGGACGGCGGGACUGCGGCGGGACUCCGGAUCUCAGGUGUGGCGCUGAACGCGGCGGCUGUGUGUUGUAGAAAAUGCGCUUCAUGUGAAGAAGUUUGAGUUUGAAGCUGCAGCGGCCAGGUCCUCCAUGCUGGUGUCUUCUGCUAACAUCAACGUGAACGGGCGGAGUUUCUCGACUACUUUGCUUCGGAGUUUGGUUUGACUUUAGCUGCUGGUGGCGGAACUGAGACGGGACUCAGGCCCUGGAAGGUUUUUGAUCAGGACAGAGCCCAGUUCAAAACCAGGAUGAGCGGAGACGAGGAAAGAUUCAAACUGGUGGUGGUGGGAGGAGGAGGGGUGGGGAAGAGCGCCCUGACCAUCCAGUUCAUCCAGUCCUACUUUGUGUCAGACUACGACCCCACCAUCGAAGACUCCUACACCAAGAUCUGUACCGUGGACGGAAAGGAGACCCGGCUUGACAUCUUGGAUACAGCAGGUCAGGAGGAGUUUGGGGCGAUGAGGGAGCAGUACAUGCGCUCAGGAGAAGGCUUCUUACUGGUGUUUGCGCUCAACGACCGGGGCAGCUACCAUGAGGUCCAGAAAUUCCACACCCAGAUCCUGAGAGUGAAGGACCGAGAUGACUUCCCCAUGGUACUGGUUGGUAACAAGGCUGACUUGGAACAGCAGAGAGUGAUCUCCAGGGAGGAUGCUCAGGCGUUUGCCAGAGAGAACAGGAUCCACUACAUGGAGUCUUCGGCCAAGAAUCGCUAUAACGUGGAUGAGGUCUUCUUGGAGCUAGUGCAAAUUAUCAGAAGGUUUCAGGAGAUGGAGUGUCCUCCUCCUCAGGCUCAGCACACAGGCAAAAAGAAGAGUGGUGGCUGUCCCUGUGUCCUCCUCUAAGUACUGUUACCAUGGACACCAAAGCCUCGUCUUUCUACAGCUUGUCCAAAAAGGAGUGUGUGUAAAUGUGUGUGUGUGUGUGAGAGAGAGAGAGAGAGAGAGAGGGUGCAUCAUUAUUUUCCAAAUGGUUUAAUUUGCACUUUUGCCAAAAAGCAUCUUUUAAAUCAGUAUAAUCUUUUAUUUUAUUUUAACAAGAGGAUCUGAAGGGAGAGGUACCAGCAGCAGCAGUUAGUUAGUUUGGUGGAGAAACAGGAAGUCAGUACUGUGGGCAGGGUACUAGUGACACGGAGUGUCCACAAUUAGAAAUAUCAUCACACUGUCUCUUGUUGUAGAAAUGACCAAACUGCUGUUAGAACAGACAGGUACAGAUGUCAGCAGUGAUGUCAUCACCACACAGCUGACUGUGUAAGGGAUAUCACCCGAACAAAUUUCUAUGAAUACUAUGUCUUUAAUGUACAAAAAUGUGCAUGUAACAUUUCUACUUGGCACGCACGCCCACAGACAAGACACAGCGUCCAUGUGCUGUCAUGUUCCAGGCCUCCUGCAGGGGGCAGCAGAGCCGAGGAAACGUAGCAGCAGUUCCAGACUGUAGUUGUGUUUCCAGCCGCUGUGUUUGUCUUUUGUUGCCUCCUCCCCAUCUUUCCACUUGUGUUGCUAUAAUGAGACAGAAUACUGAAAACAUUAAAAACCAGGUGAAUUCAAGGGCCUGAUCAGAUUGUACAUGAUCCAGAUCAGACUGUUUCAGUACGGGAACUCCUGGUGCCUUGGUCUCUCACAGCCUACACUAGCUGGAUGAGGAAGUGUAUAAAUUGGAUAAAUGUCAGGUUACAUGAGAUCAUGACAGAAGAAUGUGUUUCUGUGUUUGCACAUUUCAACAUUUGACACAAAUACGCCCUCAGUGUUCUUUGGUGGACUGCUACUAAUUUCCCAUUCAUUUAGUUUUUACACCCGCAUCAUCAAUGUGUAAAGAUGUUUGGUCAGAAAUCAACACUGACCACAAAGACAACACAGUUGUAAUGAACUGCUAGCAGGUUAAAGUUCAUUCUUACAAAAUAAUCAAGCUCAAGGUUCACUUACUAGCUUUCUCCAGAGCUAUCAACUGCUUCGAAUUGUCUUCAUGGGGAAUUCAAGUUGUUGAGAAGGUUCACUUGUCAUCACAUGACCUAAGUGUGGAACUUCAUUCACAUAAUGGCAGGGGGUCAUAUGGGUGGAGAUGGAAAACCCUGCCUCUCUUCUAAGAUGGCCUCUGGUGUCAGACCUGAAUGAUCUCUGACUCCUGCUCAAUGUCCUCUGGUCUCUCAUCCAGGCUCCUUGUGUUCCCCACAGCUGUUGCACGUUGGUCCUGACUUUAGGGUGUAGCAGCAGAUCUUAAGAUGAUGAGUGGAUGGAGGUGCUGGCUCUGUGAGACUUGGAGCCUCUGGUUAGAUGUUCUGCUUCUGCGGGUCCCUGGUCACCAUAUAUGACCUGUUGCCAAGUGACUGCGUUUUUCAACGAAGCCAUCUGCAUGACAACUGAGCAAGUGUUAUUUACUAACGAAGACAGGGAUAUGAGGUUGAAACUUGCUGAAAAGCUAAUAAGAGGGCUUUAAGUUAAGACUGUGGGCGGGAAGAUGUGUUUUUUCAGUCUUGAUGGUGUGUAAUAUUCUAGUAUUUUCCAACAUAUCACAUUUGAGAUUUUUAUUCCCUGUAUUCCUGGAAUACAGGGUGUGUUUGUUUGUUCUUUUUUCCCACUAUUAUUUCAUUUGGACUCCGAGGUGCAGCCUAACUUUACAGACUUGUGAGAUCUAUGCCCCCACCCCUGCUCCCAAUGCAGUAGCCCCAACCAACCAGUAGAGGUCACUAUUGCAGCCACAGAGAUGAGCAACCGGCAGUCCUCCCCAUCUUGCCAUACACAGAUCUUUGCCAAUUGCACAUCCAGACAAGAUGAUCCAGGGCCUGUGGUGUCAUGUCCUGUGAUCUUCAAUUGGUAGUGCAACAAUCAAAAAAAAAACCCAAUCCAAUUCACAUCUUCACGCACCUUCUUCAUUGCUUUUUAUUUGCAUUGGAGGAUUAACUCAAGAUGAUGCACACAAGAAAAAAAAAAUCUCAGUAUUUUUUCAAAUCCAGUUUGAUAUGUGACCUUUGUAAUGCUUCGGGCUGUUUGGUUUCUCUUCUUUUUCUUUUUCAUGAGAAUUCCUAUUUAUAUCUACCUUACCUAUUCACAUCAUCAGUUUUAUAUUGAAAUAAAAGUCAAACCCUUUUAUACAUGAUUAAAACAUUUACUCAAACUUG
This is a messenger RNA of Micropterus salmoides (largemouth bass), 3356 nucleotides long. RefSeq names its product RAS related (gene rras). Gene Ontology annotation, biological process: signal transduction. The coding region runs from base 493 to 1086 and encodes 197 amino acids. Gene Ontology annotation, cellular component: plasma membrane. The record is from RefSeq and is a predicted model, not a curated record. Lineage: Eukaryota; Metazoa; Chordata; Actinopteri; Centrarchiformes; Centrarchidae. The transcript has 6 exons. Gene Ontology annotation, molecular function: GTP binding; GTPase activity; GDP binding.